CCAAGGGGUUUCUAAUUUUGAGCAGCCCCACAGAUCUAGAAAUCUCCACGUGACAAGAGCAGCUAUAUGAGAAAGCAACCCAAGCAUCAGGACCAGUAGUAAGUAGCCUACUACCUUCUGCUCCGCUGCUUGCGCAGAUGCAUACAACUUCAAUUAGAUUCUGCUGUUUCUACUCUGUCUUAAAACCCGACAUGAAACUGGACAUUAGAAUGGUAUAGUAAAGUUUGUUGACAUCGAAAAUGACAAGAUUUCACCGGGGAAACACAUUAUCGGAAUAAAAGUCGCGCGUUCACAAAAGGAAAAGCAAGAUAUCUCGGACCUCUGUUCUCUUCAGAAUAACUUUUCAUACAAGAGGGAUGCUGUAUGCUUCAAAACCACUGUGGCUUUCUGAAGGAACUUAGAAGUAGCCUACUGAAGUGGAUUUAGUCAUAUGCAGCAUUCAAAAGGACACUUGUGAAUGAGAGGAUCCGUGAAUUUAAUAAAAUGAUAGUAUUCAGCGGUAUGAUACUAUGUUGUCGCUUUUCAUCUAAUGUGUGACAAAUUGGAAUCAUUCAAGAAACUGGAGGACACUGAACCAGAAAAUCCAUCCCAGAUUAUUCCCAAACAUCACUGGCACUUCUUAUUCGAGUCGGAACACCAUAUAGCCGUCCAGAUGCAGUUUCGACUUUUCUCAUUGGCUUUAAUCGUGUUGAACUGUAUGGAGUACAGCAACUGUCAAACACAGUCAAAUCGCUGGAGGAGGAACAAAAGAGCUAGCUAUGGAGCCAACCUCAUCUGCAAGGGCUGCUCUGUGUGUUCUAAGGACAACGGUUGCGUGAACUGCCAGCCCAAGCUCUUCCUGUUCCUACGGAGGGAGCGGAUGAGGCAGUACGGCGAGUGUCUGCACGCCUGUCCAUCGGGAUACUACGGCAUGCGAGCUCCGGAGAUCAACAUGUGCUCCAGGUGCAGGAUAGAUAACUGUGAGUCUUGCUUCAGUAAAGACUUCUGCACCAAAUGCAAGGCAGGGUUUUACCUGCACAAAGGCCGCUGCUCUGAGAAGUGCCCCGAGGGCUUUGCACCCCAGGAGGACACCAUGGAGUGCGGAGAGGGCUGUGAGGUUGGCCAGUGGAGCGACUGGGGGUCCUGCACCAGGAGAAACAAAACCUGCGGUUUCAAGUGGGGGCUGGAGACACGGACACGGCACAUCGUCAAGAAGCCACCCAAAGAUACGAUACCCUGUCCCACCAUUGCCGAGUCUAGAAGGUGCAAAAUGGCCAUCAGGCACUGCCGGAGAGGAGGAUCAGGGAAGCAUCGGAGCAAGGAGCCAAAGAAAAAGUCCAACAAGCAGAGGCUUCUGUUCCGGGCCCAGAACCAGCACAGUGAUCACCUGGCAUCCGUGCGCUCCAGGCCUACCGAGGACUGAGACGACCCCAUCCCCCCACCCCCUCCCCGCAACCUCCCCCUGAGGAACCCAAACAACACAAAGCUGCUAGCCGCUGCUACCCCCCUCCAACAAACACACAGUAAAGCUACACCCAGUUGCUGACGCUACACACACCCGUAGCACAGUACACCCAUGCUCUCUGCCCCACCUCUCUCUGCCUCCCGCUAUUUCCCAGUGCCCCCCCCCCACUCAACCCAGCACCCCCUUGUACUGUAAAGUACCGCUGACCGCUCAGCCGGUCCACUCCGCACUGCCUUUUUUUUCUGACCCCACCGUGACAUCGUAGAACUCAUACUUUUCCUUUCGCUCGCACGUCAUAAAUGUCUUGGGGGGGAGACAAAAACGAGUACAAAGACAGUCAGACUGAGGACGCGAAAGAGCAGAAGGAGAAUGACAUGGAUGUUUGAUAGCGGCGAUGACAGCCGUCGAAGGGAAAGAUGUUCGAGGCGACGACAAUGACGACUGCGGAGGAGAGACUGAGGAGGAGGAUCGCAGGGAGAGGAGAGUUGCCAGAAGCCACGAGGGUGGUGGAUAUAAGUGACGUCUUGAAAUAAGAGACUUCUGUAUUUAUGUCAAAGCGAACCCUCCCACCCCCACGAUGGAGGAGUGUUCCGUGUACGGCCUUUUUGUUCAUUGUGUACAUUUUUGAGAGUCAUGUUAAGAAAUACCAUGCAUAGUUGCAAAGUAUUUUAUUCUCAGCACAAAAUGUUUACGUCCAGAACCGCUUUAAUGUGGAUAAAGAAAUGUAGUUGUUCGACUUAGCAUGGCAACAAACUCAUGUUCAUAGUGGGUGAGUUUAUCUCGUUAUAAAACUGUAUUUUCAGUAUUGACUUCACCGUUCUAAAUGUUUUAGAGAAAAGGUUGUAAUACCAAGCUACAGGUUAAAAAACAUUGAAAGCUAAUGAAUAAAACAUAGCCACCACAUAGCUAUUACAUUUAUAUGGUAUAUAUUAGAUUUAUUUAUUGAUUCUAUUUUGUACUUUUGUGUUUGGUGACAUUUUUGUGUCAUGCUGUUACUGCUCUGUGCUGAAAUAUUCUUUGAAUUCCUUAUAACAAUACAAGUAUCUUUAAAAGCG
This is a messenger RNA of Esox lucius (northern pike), 2499 nucleotides long. RefSeq names its product R-spondin 2 (gene rspo2). The record is from RefSeq and is a predicted model, not a curated record. NCBI's taxonomy places the organism in Eukaryota, Metazoa, Chordata, Actinopteri, Esociformes, Esocidae. The transcript has 6 exons. Bases 530 to 1402 code for a protein of 290 amino acids.